AAUUUCUAAACAUUUAGCCUGUUCUGAAUUCUUAUCCAAGAAAAACUUAAUAAGAAAAUAUAUAUCUGUGAAAAAAAUUCGCCACUGCAUCGAGGAGAGGAGACAGUAGAUACGUCACUGACCGAUGUUGAUGGAAACGAAACACGUCAAACACGCGAACGGCAUGCGCGAGACGGAGCAACAUGAGCAAGAUGAUGCGGGAAAAUACGGAUUCGGAAGCCUUUUUCCAGAAGUAUACAAUAUCGGAAGAAAUCAUGACGAGACUCGAAUCUGUCAGGGAAGCGUUGAAAGAUGAUAUCGCCCGGGCUAAUCCGAUGUGGAAAAUUAUAGCUGGACAGAAUGAAGAAGAAAUAUGUUCAGAAAGUGAAGAUAGCGACAAUACUGAUGAGCCGACGGACAAUAGCGAGUCCCAAAUAAUGUGUGCCACAGAUCAAUCAGUACCAUUACAAUCUACUCAGUUUUACUUUUCGCAAGUCGAGAGAGUAGCAGAACCAGAGAAAUCUGCUGUCGCAUUACCACAAAAGUGUGAUAUUUUAGAGUGCGCCUGUGAAAAUUUAGAACGAAAUAAUGGCAGGCUAGACUUCGCUCAGUUAGAAAGCUUAUCCGAUGAGGAUCUUGUCCCACUAGUGGACGAGAUGAGAGAGAAAUUAAGUCUCAAGGGUAUCUAUAAUCUGUGUCUGUCGAUGAGCGAUAUGACUAUCGAGCAGAAAAUGAAGUAUAUCAAUACAUUUUGCACGCAUAUCUUGCUACCGAAGAUAGUCGAACUCGAGGAGCCAUCUCGUUUGUUGUCAUCUGCUAUUGUUGAAUGCAUUAAAAUAUUUCCUGAUGAGGUUCAGCAAUUUAUAUUUGUUCCUAUUCUCAAUACUGAGUUGAAAGACAUAACGUUGGUCACCACCAUUGUGAACACAUUUGACCAGGAAAGGAAAGCGAUUCUCUUAGAAGAGUUUCUUGCUGGUGUCCAAGAAUUGAAAUUGUGGCACAUAUCUAUAUUGCAAAAUUUUUUAUCCAUAAGACUAGACCACAACAUGACCGAUAAAGUUGUCAAAUUAUUCUCAGAGAAGGCACUUUAUUAUUCUAAAGAUAAGAACUUUGGAAAGCUUGUGCUGUCAUUUUUAAAAGUUAAUACAGCACUAUCUGAAGAGCAGAAAAGUAUAAUGACUGAAGUCGCCGCCGUGAAUGAAACGUUAUUCAAAAAACCUAUAGAAAGUAUUUUAAGCAAAAUGUAAUCGCUAAAUCGCACGUAUAAACGACGCGAACAAUUGUCUAGUUUCCUCCGAUUAACAAAUUUAUAUAUAUAUUUGAGAAUUAAAUUCUUUUUAAGUUGAAAUUCGAUAUUAAUAACAUUACAACCGA
Molecule: messenger RNA, 1353 nt
Organism: Temnothorax curvispinosus
Lineage: Eukaryota; Metazoa; Arthropoda; Insecta; Hymenoptera; Formicidae
Exons: 4
Coding region: 183-1226 (347 amino acids)
Biological process (GO): interstrand cross-link repair
Cellular component (GO): Fanconi anaemia nuclear complex
Source: RefSeq, a predicted model, not a curated record